This is a messenger RNA of Pelodiscus sinensis (Chinese soft-shelled turtle), 448 nucleotides long. NCBI's taxonomy places the organism in Eukaryota, Metazoa, Chordata, Testudines, Trionychidae. The record is from RefSeq and is a predicted model, not a curated record.
CUCGCUGGAGGAGCUGGCUGUGAGUGACAGCGAGAAGGAGGCCGGGCCGGAGGAGGAGGGCCCGAUGGGCGAAGAGCAGGUAGCAGACUUUGCAAGCUCCCUGCUGGCGGCGCUGCACGGAUGGCACAUUCGGGACAAAGCUUUGCUUUUUUCCCGGGGCCGCACGAGCAAGGAGCCCAGGGGCAGCCUGGAGGCAGGGAGCCAUGAAAACCACAACAGUGCAGAGACGGUCUCGGCCAGCCUGGAGGCCAUCCCGGAGCCCGACGCCCUCUCUGAGGAAGAGCCCCCGGAGGAGCCCCCGUUGGUCCCCAAGCCAGCCCUGCCGGCCCAGCAGAGGGAGACGGAACAGGAGCAGGGCCCGGAGCCAGCCCCGGCGGAGAGCACGGAGCCUCCCAAAGCCCUGAGCAGCGAGGAGGAGGAGGAGGAGGAGGAGGAGGCCGGGCAUUAG